Molecule: messenger RNA, 1447 nt
Organism: Patiria miniata (bat star)
Lineage: Eukaryota; Metazoa; Echinodermata; Asteroidea; Valvatida; Asterinidae
Exons: 4
Coding region: 302-1447 (381 amino acids)
Molecular function (GO): protein binding
Source: RefSeq, a predicted model, not a curated record
GAAUUCGCAGCUACAUUCCGACAAUAUUCCGACACUUGAAACGGCUGUUUUAAGUGCCGCGCGAUGGCAGCCCCUGCGCGAUGGCAGCCUCGAGGAAACAUUCGGUAUAAUGCAAGCACUCCUUUGCACGCAGCAGCAUCAUGAUUAUGCACACGUCACGUGAGCCCCGGGGUCACAUGGUCAUAACAACAAUAGCCGACAAUUCAAAUACAUUUUACGCGAACGCCACGCAGUGAGAACGUGAGAAGAACGUGAGAAGAACUUGUCGGAAUAUAGCUGCAAAUUCCACUUUCUGUCCAGCAUGUCCAGAUGGACUCUGGCAUCUUUCAAAAUGACGUCAGUACAGGGAGCCGGAGAUAAACAAAGGGAGGAAGCCGACGUCGUUUGUCAUUCUGAAGCAUCUCAGAAUCCCGUCGACUGCUUGCCAAAUGAAAUCCUAUGGAAGAUAAUUGGUUUUCUGUCGUUAGAAGACUUGUGUUAUCUGGCUGUAUGCAGCAAGACAUGGAGGAACGUUACCAACACCAACAGCCUCUGGCUUCAUCUUUGUAAGCUGAGAGAUUGGGAGCGUUUUGGUACGGAAGUAGAUCUCCGCAAAGAGACGCCAAUCCACUCUACAGGGACCAGCACCAGUGGUACCAGUCCAACCUUUCAGACUGAUUCGGUCAUUAAUGACGACUGUAACCUGAAGGAUCUUGCACCAACCUGUGAAUGGAAGGAGGUGUACAUGAGAGCUUGGCAUCUGGACAGGAACUGGUCUGAGGGGCGUUACCAGGAGCACAGUCUUGUGUUGUCCGACUCAGGGUCUGACUUUAAUAAUGCGACAACAAGAUGUGUAGCAAGUGAUGGCACGAUAUUUGGGGCCGGUGAUACUACCGAGUAUGUGGGACUCUGGGAGUUGAAAUUUAGUGGACAAUUUCUGCAGAAGAUUCAACCCUCCAAAUAUAUCCCCUUACCACGAACAUCUUAUAAUGAGAUAGAAGCUAUGACCAUGAAGGAUAACAUAGGGGUGGCUGCUUUCAUGGGAGGUAUUCUGGUAUUUGAAGCCAGCACAGGCAAUGUUUUGAAACUGAUCCGGGGUACGGCGAGUGACUUUGAUAGAUACAAGCCGUCUGGUCUGUACAUGGAAGAAGACAAAGUCAUUGUAUCAUACAGGCAUUACCAGAGGGCGGAUAACGAUGAAGGUGCUUUUCAACGAGCAGGUAUUGCUGCCGUCGUAUUCACGCCGUAUGAAGACAAACAAGACUUGGUUUUCUGGAGCCGCGAUGGCUCACUCCUGAACAAGCACAAGUCAAAAGUGAAUAGUUACAAAUUCCACGGUAUUGCUGCCUACAACACCCCUAACGUGGUUUUCCUGAACCGAGAUGGCAUAAUAUUAGACACGCAAUACAAGUUCUACAUAGCAAGUAGUGGGAAAAUAAUCAGAAACAGAAUUGUCACGAACACCUGA